AUUGACGGGAACACAAUAAAAAGAGUAAGUUCUUCAUAAAAUAUCUUGUAAAUGUGAAAUUAAGUAGUUUAUCAUGAAAAAGUGUGGACAGUGUAAUAGUACGGAGAUUGAAGUUGAUAGUGCUCGUGGAGAUGAAGUAUGUACGAAUUGCGGUGCAGUUUUAGCUGAUAAUAUCAUCGUUGCAGAAGUUCAAUUUGAGGAAAAUGCUCAUGGAACAUCUGCGGCUGUUGGACAGUUUGUGUCAGCAGACUCAAAAGGUGGGGCUACGGGAUACGGGAAGUUUCAUGUUGGAACUAGCACAGAAUCUAGAGAAGUAACACUCAGAAAAGCUAAAAUAGGUAUUUCACACUUGUGCAAUAUGCUGGCACUUAAUAAUCAUUGUAUAGAAACAGCACACAACUUCUUUAAAAUGGCUCUCUCAAGAAAUUUAACUAGAGGAAGGAAGAAUUCACAUAUUUAUGCAGCUUGCGUGUACAUUACUUGCAGAACAGAAGGAACAUCACACCUGCUGAUCGAUAUUAGCGAUGCUCUUCAGAUCUGCUGCUAUGAAUUAGGGAGAACAUAUUUGAAGCUAUCACAGGCUUUGUGCAUAAACGUUCCAUCUAUUGAUCCAUGCAUUUAUAUCAUGCGAUUUGCAAAUCGAUUAGAAUUUGCCGAUAAGACACAUGAAGUCUCUAUGACAGCUCAACGUCUUGUUCAAAGAAUGAAAAAAGAUUCACUCCAUUCAGGUCGUCGUCCUUCAGGUCUUUGUGGCGCUGCCUUAUUGCUUGCUGCUCGCAUGCAUGACUUUAAUCGGAAGCCAAACGAUAUUGUUAGAGUUGUAAAAAUUCACGAAUCCACGUUAAGAAAGAGAUUAUUAGAAUUCGGAGAGACACCGAGCAGUGCAUUAACCAUAGAUGAAUUUAUGACGAUUGAUCUUGAGGCCGAGGCCGAUCCACCAGCUUUCAAAGCUGCGCGCAAAAAGGACAAGGAACGAUUACAAAAGCUGCCAGAUGAAAGUGAAUUUACAUCUUUGCAAAUCGAAAUCGAUGCAGCCAUUGAACGAGACCUAAAAAAGAAUCGUAAACGUAAACUUAACGUUGCCGGCACAUCCAUGGUGAUAGAUGAGUAUGAUGAAACAACAGAGACAGACAAGUUUAUAGGAGAGUCGACAAUAGACGUUAUAAAUGAAUGUUUACAAGCCGAUCCUGAUGACUUUGUUGCUGGUGAUAUUAAUAAUAAAGUUAAUGUAGAUGUUGUGGUUCCUAAAAAAGAAGAGAAGAAAGUAGUGAAAAUAGAGAAAGAAGUUUUACCGAAAUUUGGUGGAUUAAAACCAGAUUUAUUGGCAUUAUGUACUGUUUCGGAAAAAGAACAGUUUCUGCUAUCGUCAUCGAAUAAAAAAUCAACGGAACCAGUUAAUGAUUUAGAUUUAGAAGGAUUAGAUGAUAAUGAAAUUAAUGGCUAUAUUUUAUCGGAAUCUGAAGCUGUUUUAAAGGACAGAUUAUGGAAUAAGAUGAAUGCAGAAUAUUUAAAGGCGGCAAAGGAACGUGAAGAAAAGGCAGCUAAAGAGCGUGAAGAAGGGAAACCUGAAAAGAAAAAGAGGCGCGCAAAAAAGAAGGCUAUUGGACCAUCAAGUUCCGCUGGUGAAGCUAUAGAAAAAAUGCUUCAAGAGAAGAAAAUUUCAUCAAAAAUCAAUUAUGAUAUUUUAAAAUCACUAACGGCUACUCAGGACGAUAAAGUUCCCGAAGAAACAGAUAAAGUACCAGGUCCAGAAACCCCCAUUGAAGAAGAAGAAAAGACUGAAACUGAAGAAGUAUUACAGCAGCAGCCUAAUCCUCAAAGAAUUGAACCGUCAUCAACAUCACCUCGAAAGAGUUACAUCAACUUAAGCAAUAAUAGAAGAUCUAAAGCACAAAUGGGUCUUCCCGUUGUAAUGCACACCGAAACAGCUGAAGAAGAAAAACCAGCUGAACCGGCACAAGCAGUGGAGCAUGCGGAUGAUUUCGACGAAGACGAAGUUGAGGAGCAUCCAGAACCCCAAAAUGAUGAUGACAGGUUAGGAAAUAUUUUGAAUAUGGGUGACGAGGAUAAUGAAGAUGCUUAUUUACAUUCAGAAGAUUACUAUUAAUUUUAUUAUAUUGAAUAAAAAUAUAAUUUAUUACCGACACACAUGAAUAGCUAUUGAAUAAAUAUUUAAGUUUCAAAGCAUA
Molecule: messenger RNA, 2189 nt
Organism: Chironomus riparius
Lineage: Eukaryota; Metazoa; Arthropoda; Insecta; Diptera; Chironomidae
Source: the annotation of a GenBank genome assembly